This is a messenger RNA of Raphanus sativus (radish), 2058 nucleotides long. RefSeq names its product casein kinase 1-like protein 11. NCBI's taxonomy places the organism in Eukaryota, Viridiplantae, Streptophyta, Magnoliopsida, Brassicales, Brassicaceae. The transcript is spliced from 14 exons. The record is from RefSeq and is a predicted model, not a curated record. The coding region runs from base 423 to 1775 and encodes 450 amino acids. Gene Ontology annotation, molecular function: protein serine/threonine kinase activity; ATP binding. Gene Ontology annotation, biological process: signal transduction; peptidyl-serine phosphorylation; endocytosis. Gene Ontology annotation, cellular component: cytoplasm; nucleus.
UGGACCUCUCUUUCUCUUUGCUCUUCCUCACAUUGGUUAAGUCAAGUUUCACGUAAAAUUCAUCCAAUCCAAUUCUCAUUCUUUUUUUUUUUUUUAAUGAUUCCUUCUUCUCUUCUCUUUUCUUCUCUUCUCUUCCACAAUCAAAACUCAGAUCCGAAUCAUUGAUCCCAUUCCUUUUCCUUCAAAUUCUCUUUUGAUAUAUUCGAACUAAAGAACACACAGUAGCGAACACACUCUAAUCUCUCUCUCUCUCUCUCUCUCUCUUUCUUGCAAAGUCGUAAACUUUCACCAUUAAAAUCACCUUUUCUUGGUGGGUUCUUGCCACUUUGAUCAUUUACUCUGUUUUAGCUUUGGGGGGCACCAAGAAAAAUCCCGAGAAUUGGUGAUUAGUGGUUUAAUCGGAUAGUGGGGGUUUCUAGUAGAUGGAUCAGGUAGUAGUCAUCGGUGGAAAGUUUAAGUUGGGUAGGAAACUCGGUAGUGGAUCCUUUGGCGAACUUUAUUUAGGGAUCAAUAUUCAAACUGGAGAAGAAGUCGCAGUUAAGCUGGAACCUGUGAAGACAAGGCAUCCUCAACUGCAGUAUGAAUCCAAAAUUUAUUUGUUUCUUCAAGGAGGAACUGGUGUUCCCCAUCUCAAAUGGUUUGGAGUCGAGGGUGAAUACAGCUGCAUGGUUAUCGACCUUCUCGGCCCCAGCUUGGAAGAUUUGUUCAACUACUCCAAUCGUAUCUUCUCUUUGAAAUCUGUUUGUAUGCUUGCUGAUCAAUUGAUAUGCAGAGUUGAGUACAUGCAUACCCGGGGUUUUCUUCACCGGGAUAUCAAACCUGACAACUUUUUGAUGGGUCUUGGCCGCAAAGCCAACCAGGUUUAUAUCAUUGAUUAUGGCCUUGCUAAAAAAUACAAGGAUCUUCAGACACAGAAGCAUAUACCAUACAGGGAAAACAAGAAUCUUACAGGAACUGCACGGUAUGCAAGUGUGAAUACGCACCUUGGGAUUGAGCAAAGUAGAAGAGAUGAUCUGGAGUCGCUGGGUUAUGUGUUGAUGUAUUUUCUACGAGGAAGUCUUCCAUGGCAAGGUCUAAGAGGUGGCACCAAGAAGCAAAAGUAUGACAAGAUUAGUGAAAAGAAGAUGCUUACUCCUGCUGAGGUUCUUUGCAAGUCAUAUCCAUCAGAGUUCACCUCGUAUUUCCAUUACUGUCGGUCAUUGAGAUUUGAAGACAAACCAGAUUAUUCAUAUCUCAGAAGACUUUUCAGAGACCUUUUCAUUCGUGAAGGUUACCAGCUCGACUACGUGUUUGAUUGGACAAACUUGAAAUAUCCUCAGACUGGCUCUAGUUCGAGACCAAGGCCAACUCCAAGACCAGCCUUGGACCCCUCAGGAUCACCUGCAGACAGAUCUGAAAAACCUAAAGUGGGAAAGGACCUGAGAGAAAGAUUUACAGGAGCAAUAGAGGCAUUCACCAGACGUAAUGUAUCAAGCCAAGGCGUUCAUGGUGAUCGCUCUAGAUUCAACACAUCUUCUUCUGAUGUCAAAAAAGACAAGCACGAGUCUGAUAAACAUCGUUCUUCAUCUCGAAAUGGAAGUAGAGGUGUGAUGUCAAGCAGCAGACCUGGCUCGUCAGCUGAGCCUAUUGAGAACCGCUCAAGCCGACUAUUUUCAAGUACAACUCAGCGGGUUCAACAGAGCUAUGAAUCCAAGCCAUCAUCUGGAGCUGGACAUGAGGAUGCCAUAAGAAGAUUCGAGCUCCUUACCAUCGGCUCUGGGAAGAAAAGGAAAUGAAGUUAAAAAGGCGAUGGUGGUAGUGAAAAGACAUGUCCAUCAUGCUUCUAGAUUCUCAUCCUCUUGAGAAGAAAAAAACGCAUUGGUUCUUAGAUUUGGAACAAGAUGAGAGAGAAAGAGAUUGAAAGAGAAUAUUGUCUGCCUCUCCCAAUCUCUCAUUGUCUGUGUGUAACUUGUGAUGAGUACUUCAGGUUCUGUUUUCUAAAGCUUCAAUAUAGAAUAAAAUAUAUGAAAACGUAUUGUAAUUUUCAAGCAUUGAUGAAGAUUUUUUUUUUUUAACAAA